UUUAUUUAAAAGAAAUACGGAUAUAUUAGAUAAAAAUUAUAAAAACAUGUUAUCAAAGCCUUUUUCAGAUCCAGUACUUUCAUUAGUAUCUAAUAGUAUUGAAAAAUUGAGUAUAUUGGAUCUAGAGAACUUGUCGUGUAUUUGGACAGUUUUUACAAAAUGCGCGGAAAAUCUUGAAAAUGGGCAUCGACUAGAAAAUUUAUCAUGGCGUCUUUGGUAUAGAACGGCGCUUUUUUGUAAAGAAAAUACAUUAUCGAAUAUCGAUGAAACAGAUAGUGAGGAAUCAAUUACGUCAAUAGAAUAUUCAAAAAAUAAAAAUCUUAAUAUGCCGGAAUUAUCGACUAGUAUAGAAUCAGCGUCAACAUUAGAUGAACAUGAGAUGAAGCAAGUUUCUAAUUAUGAAACAUCUAAAAUACCUACAUUUGUACCAAGUCGUUUAAAAAGACCAAAUACAAUGCAAUAUGUUUCACCAGGUCGAUUUCAAAAAAUUAUUUCAGAUUUGUCACUUUUUAAAGUUGAAACAGAAAAAUGGAAGAAUGAUAAAAUGAUAUUAAAGCAUAAUUCGCAUGAAAAUUGUAUUUCUGAACCUUUAAAAGAAAGUAAAAUGGAUUAUGUUUCACCAAAGGAUUCUGAAUCAUUUACUCAAGGCAUUACGUUUUUAUCCGAUAUGCAUCAGCCUCUUGCAUCAAAUAUAAAGCCGAUAUUUCCUAAUGAAGAAUGUUUGAAUUUAAUUGAACACGUUGAAAAUAUUUCUGAUUUUUUUGCAAAUAAAAUUACACAUGAAACACACGUACAAAAUCAUUCUAUACAAACGUCAAAACACAUGGAAAAGACAGAUAAAAUCUUUUUUAUUCAAGAAACAUUACCAGCAGACUCGUAUAUAGAAUCUUUUUCGAAAAACUGCUUUAAAUCAAAUCCAUUAAAAUUAUCAUCUAAAUCUUCUAUUAGGCCUAAGUCUACAAAACAUAUUACAUUUGAAAAACCGUCUAGUGCAUCAUCAUUUGAAACAUUUAAUAAUGAACAAUCUAAAUAUAAUAUUGACUCUAUAGAUAAUGAUGAUGAUAAUGAUUGGGAUUCUAUAUAUGACUCUAGCGAUUCUUCAGUCACAAACGAUAAACCUAUAUUUCAGAAAAUAGACACGCGCUUGUUACAAUUACAACUUAAUCCUCAAAGGUCUUUACUAUCUUUUAUGCUGCAAAAUAAAGUUAAUGGGAAUUUAAUCAAUUCAUGUUCUAAAUCAUCUCCGGCUAUUGCGUUAUCACAAACUUCUAUUUCGUAUUCUAUUUCUAAGCAAAUGCCUCAAAAUAUCCAAUAUCAUACAACUCGUAUGGAGAAUCAAUAUCCAUUAGUGAUAUCUCCUCGAACAAUACGUAGGAAUAUGUUUGCUACAGAGUUAUCGGAAAGUCUUCGCAAGAAUUUAUUAUGGGAGCGUCAACAAAGAGCAUUAACACCAUAUGCUACAUUAAAACGUCGUCAUACUGAAUUCGAUGUUACAAAAUUAAACGAAUUUUCAGACAAAUCAGAUGGAGAAAAUUAUGAUUUCUUUCAUGAUAUCAAUUAUAGUUAUCAUGUUGCUGGAUGGUGAAAUACAGUUCUUUUAUACUAUUUAUACCAAUUAAAUAUCUUAUUUA
This is a messenger RNA of Pneumocystis carinii B80, 1631 nucleotides long. RefSeq lists its product as hypothetical. Gene Ontology annotation, biological process: regulation of nitrogen utilization; mitochondria-nucleus signaling pathway; negative regulation of transcription by RNA polymerase II. The coding region runs from base 47 to 1585 and encodes 512 amino acids. Lineage: Eukaryota; Fungi; Ascomycota; Pneumocystomycetes; Pneumocystales; Pneumocystaceae. Gene Ontology annotation, cellular component: cytoplasm. The transcript is spliced from 2 exons. The record is from RefSeq and is a predicted model, not a curated record.